ACGAGUGCAUUCAGUUUGAAAUGAGCAGCGCAAGCAGCGACACUGACUAUGAGGAUCAGAGUAACUUGUCGACUAACAGACUCUUCAUAACAAGGCAGGGUGGUAGCAGGGGAGUAUCAGUUCUGGGCAGUAAGUGGACACGCGUGGUCGGUCACUAUGUCGUUCUUCGUAGAUUCAGUGAUUAUGUUCACCUCCCAGGUGCUGUUUUUUGGCUUUGGUUGGCUUUUCUUUAUGCGUCAGCUGUUUAAAGACUAUGAGGUGCGUCAGUAUGUGGUGCAGGUGGUUUUCUCCAUCACGUUCGCGUUCUCCUGCACCAUGUUCGAGCUCAUUAUCUUCGAGAUCCUCGGCACACUGAGCACUGCAUCUAGAUACUUUCACUGGAAACUGAACUUGUACGUCAUACUACUGGUCCUGAUCUUCGUGGUACCCUUCUACAUCGGCUACUUUGUUGUCAGUAAUAUACGCUUGUUGCAGAGACAGAGGCUGCUGUUUGCGUGCGUGGUUUGGUUCACCUUCAUGUAUUUCUUCUGGAAGCUGGGAGAUCCCUUCCCCAUACUGAGCCCAAAGCACGGCAUCCUCUCCAUAGAGCAACUCAUCAGCCGCGUGGGGGUCAUCGGGGUCACGCUGAUGGCUCUGCUGUCUGGUUUUGGUGCUGUCAACUGCCCUUACACGUACAUGUCGUAUUUCCUGAGGAACGUGACGGACAGUGACAUCCUGGCCCUGGAGAGGAGGCUGCAGCAGACCAUGGACAUGAUCGUCAGUAAGAAGAAGAGGAUUGCCAUGACCAGGAGACAGAUGUAUCAGCGUGGCGAGGACCAGAGCAAGCAGACGGGAUUCUGGGGCAUAAUAAAGAGUGUCACCUCCUCCCCUUCAGCCAGCGAGAACCUGUCCCUGAUCCAGCAGGAAGUGGAUGCACUGGAGGAGCUGAGCCGGCAGCUCUUCCUGGAGACCGUGGACCUGCAGGCUACCAAGGAGCGGAUAGAGUACUCAAAGACUUUUCAGGGGAAAUACUUCAACGUUUUGGGAUACUUCUUCUCCAUUUAUUGUGUGUGGAAGAUAUUCAUGGCCACAAUCAACAUAGUGUUUGACCGAGUGGGGAAGACUGAUCCUGUGACCAGGGGGAUAGAGAUCACCGUCAACUACCUGGGAAUUCAGUUUGAUGUAAAGUUCUGGUCUCAGCACAUAUCCUUCAUCCUGGUGGGAAUCAUUAUUGUCACUUCCAUUAGAGGCCUUUUAAUUACGCUCACUAAGUUCUUCUACGCCAUCUCCAGUAGCAAGUCCUCCAACGUCAUCGUUCUGGUGCUGGCCCAGAUCAUGGGCAUGUACUUCGUCUCGUCCGUUCUCCUCAUACGAAUGAGCAUGCCGCUGGAGUACCGCACCAUCGUUACUGAGGUCCUGGGCGAGCUGCAGUUCAACUUCUACCAUCGCUGGUUCGACGUGAUCUUCCUCGUCAGCGCCCUCUCCAGCAUCCUCUUCCUCUACCUGGCACACAAGCAGGCUCCUGAGAAGCAUAUGACGCCAUGAUCCCGGGAACGCUGGCCCCGUCCCAGUGAGGUCGGCCACUGCGUCCCCGCUCGGCCGCCUUUCAAAACCUUAAUUUCUAUGGGACUUUUUAUUUGUGUUUGGGAAUGAAUGAUUUGGGUUUUUUGUUCUACACUGGACCACUUCAGGACUCAGUAGGACGCCGCUUUACUGUUAGUAUUGUGUUUUACAACAACCUUUACAUCAGUGCCGUUUUUGAAUUCGUAAAAUAAGAAACAUUCGGGCCGACACCAAACCCGCUGACGCUCGCGUGGAAGGUCAGAUGAACGCAGCGACUCCAGAAUGCAGAAAGUCAAAGACUGAGCAGGCAGCUUGGUUUCGUACUCAGUUUAUUGGCCUUUUUAAUCUGAGUGAACGCUCAGGUCCUCCGGACCAGAGUCUGCGCCUGUGUUAGCCAGCUGGGGUUUGACACUGAAAUCUGAAUGUCAGCUGAAUUGGAAAAAAAAUGUUAACUAUAAAAGGGAAGAUAGUAUAACUAAUUACCAAGAGCAUUACUGUGCAAAAAGCAUAAGGGUGCCUACGAAGGGUAUCGGUGUAGUUUACAAAUUCAUAACGCAGCUCUUCAUCACACCAGGCUGCUGUCAUCAUCGCAAGGGAUGGGGAGACGCCAGGGACGCUGUCUAGAUGUGUGCGUUUUGUUUAAGAUGUUCAACGUCUGGUGUGAACGUAUGAGUGAUAUCGCUCUCCACGAGGGAGAGGCCUACAGAGACUUGAAUAAAUAACUUUUUAAUUA
This is a messenger RNA of Electrophorus electricus (electric eel), 2275 nucleotides long. RefSeq names its product Golgi pH regulator (gene gphra). NCBI's taxonomy places the organism in Eukaryota, Metazoa, Chordata, Actinopteri, Gymnotiformes, Gymnotidae. Gene Ontology annotation, biological process: intracellular pH reduction. Gene Ontology annotation, cellular component: Golgi cisterna membrane. Gene Ontology annotation, molecular function: voltage-gated monoatomic anion channel activity. The record is from RefSeq and is a predicted model, not a curated record.